Molecule: messenger RNA, 1318 nt
Organism: Aureobasidium pullulans EXF-150
Lineage: Eukaryota; Fungi; Ascomycota; Dothideomycetes; Dothideales; Saccotheciaceae
Exons: 1
Coding region: 55-966 (303 amino acids)
Source: RefSeq, a predicted model, not a curated record
AUACACACCACUCAGAAAAACCGUGAAAUAAGAACCGAGAUACUGCUGCAAGCCAUGUCGAGGCUUACACAAACUUUGCUCGUUGCAAUCACUUUUUCAUUACCAUUGGCGGCUUUGAACUAUCCGGUUCAUGGAGUCUCUAUUUUUCUAUCUCUGGUCCUCUGGCGACAUUACUUUCCUCUGCCGCCGGAGAUGGAGAGUAUAGAGCAGAAGAGAAAAGAGAAGGAUCUGCCUAGUCGGGAGAGGUUUCUUGAAAAGCUGCAUAAAGAUAGUACUGCUGGAAAAGAAGUACCGAAUACUAUUGGAGAGAGCACAGAGAUCUCAAACGCCAUACUAGAAACCAAAGAAACAUCAACGACCACCAAAACACCUGCAGACAAUCCGACACUCACCGAAGACAACGAACGACCAGAAACCGAAUGCCUAAUCUGCUGGUCUUCACCCUCCCUCACACUCCACUGCAACCACACCUUCUGCUUCCCCUGCCUGGACUCCUACUUUACCACCCACAAGUCCAAGCACAGCUGCCCAGUCUGCUCAUCCCCCCUCUUCCGCCCUACCCUCUUCACCUCCCAAAACCUAAAUAUCUGGUGCAAUAAACUACGCACCGUCCUCUCCAUCUUGAUCCUCCUCCUCUACUUCCUCCGAGCAAUCUCCUGCGCCUGCAUACUUCCAACUACCAGUAUCCUUGCAUGGGCGAAAUGCUCAAUCAGCGCUGGAAACAGCAUUGACUGGAUCGAGAUCGCAAUCAAGGAGAUACCAUAUCUAGUGGUAUCGGUGUUGCAGGUAUGGGCGCAGAGGAAAAUGGUCAGGAUGUCGGGGGUCGAGUGGGCGCAGGGGGAGUUGAAAGCGGCGAGUUUUGUUGCGGCGGUGGGGUGGGUGCAGAAGGUUUGGGGUAUGGUUUGGCGUGUGGAGACGGUUGUGAGGUUUGCUGGGAGGGUGGUUUGGAAGAGGUUGGUUGGUUGAGUUGGAGAUGGGAAGGGAAUGAUAGGAGGAAAGUAAGGGAGGAGGGGGGUGGUCGGCUCUUGCCCAUCAUUCUGUGGAUCGGUGUCUAGGUUGUAAACUUGUAAAGAUGAAAAGAGCGCUUGACGUAGAGAUGGGCUGGUUGUAGUCUUCAUAUCCUCUCUCCUCUCUGGCCAAAGGGUUUUCAUGUUGAAUAUCAACCUGGCGCUCAGCUUACUUCUCAUGGGCUUCCUCGAACUUUUCCUCAUUUGCAUGGCUGACCAAUUCCUCAAUCUCGGCAGUGAGUUGCAAGAUCUUUCUGUCCUUUGCUUCACACUCAAGACGUCUUUGCAUCAACUGAUUAGACUGUCUCGAG